AAACAAGGUAAGGAUAACAGCUUGUAGUAGUUGCAGUUCACACAGCCGACGAUGAUAACGACGACGACGACGACGCCGAUGGAAGGAGCAAUUCUGAAAUUGCCGUGUCUCCGGUCGGUUAGCCGGAACAGUAAUUUCACCAAUCGGAGCUCCAAUUCGUUCCCAUGGAGGUACCGGCGGUUACAUAUUUCAGCUUCAGCAGCAUCAGCUUCAGCUCCAUUAGCAGAAGGCCCGAAACUUGGACCCGGUUCGCUAGGGCAUAUCACCCGUUCCGACUUCCCUAUACUUCACCAGGAGAUAAAUGGCUUGAAGCUUGUAUAUUUGGACAAUGCUGCAACUUCCCAGAAGCCAACAGCUGUAAUCAAAGCUUUGCAGAAUUAUUAUGAAGCUUACAAUUCCAAUGUCCACCGGGGCAUUCAUUAUUUGAGCGCAAAGGCGACAGAUGAGUAUGAGUCAGCAAGACAAAAGGUGGCAAAUUUCAUUCACGCGGCCGAAGCUAGAGAGAUCAUUUUUACAAGAAAUGCUACUGAGGCUAUCAACUUAGUGGCUUAUUCUUGGGGACUCUCAAACUUGAAACCAGGAGAUGAGAUUAUAACCACAAUAGCUGAACAUCACAGUGCAAUUGUUCCUUGGCAAAUUGUUGCUCAAAAGACUGGUGCUGUCCUGAGGUUUGUAAAUUUGACAGAGGAUGAAGUUCCAGAUGUAGGGCAAUUAAGAGACUUUCUCUCAAGGAGCACAAAACUUUUGGUCAUGCAUCAUGUCUCGAAUAUGUUAGCUUCUGUUCUUCCUAUGGAUGAAGUCAUAAGUUGGGCACAUGAUGUUGGAGCAAAAGUGAUUGUAGAUGCUUGUCAAAGUGUCCCACACAUGGUGGUCGAUGUUAAGAAUCUAGACACUGAUUUUCUUGUUGGUUCCUCUCAUAAGAUGUGUGGGCCUACAGGCGUUGGAUUCUUGUAUGGAAAGAGCGAGAUCCUUUCUGGCAUGCCUCCUUUCCUUGGUGGUGGCGAAAUGAUAGCUGAUGUGUAUUUGGAUCAUUCCACUUAUGCUGAACCUCCUUCGAGAUUUGAGGCUGGGACUCCCGCAAUUGGAGAAGCAAUUGGGCUUGGAGCUGCAAUUGAUUAUCUUUCUGAAAUUGGCAUGCAACAGAUUCAUGAUUAUGAGAUGGAGCUGGGUAACUAUUUGUAUGAUCGUCUCUCUUCUGUAUCUGAUGUUCGUAUUUAUGGGCCUGCACCUUCACGAACUGUUAAGCGAGCGGCUCUUUGUUCUUUCAAUGUUAAAGAUGUUCACCCUACAGAUAUCGCUACCUUCCUUGAUCAACAGCAUGGUGUAGCUAUUAGAUCAGGUCACCAUUGUGCUCAGCCUCUCCAUCGACAUUUGGGAAUCAGUGCAAGCGCACGAGCUAGCCUUCAUUUCUACAAUACUAAAGACGACGUUGAUAGAUUCAUCGAUGCACUCAAGGACACAAUCAACUUUUUCACUUCUUUCAAAUGAGGGUAUUUUU
Molecule: messenger RNA, 1498 nt
Organism: Solanum verrucosum
Lineage: Eukaryota; Viridiplantae; Streptophyta; Magnoliopsida; Solanales; Solanaceae
Product: cysteine desulfurase 1, chloroplastic
Exons: 10
Coding region: 52-1488 (478 amino acids)
Molecular function (GO): pyridoxal phosphate binding; cysteine desulfurase activity
Source: RefSeq, a predicted model, not a curated record